Molecule: messenger RNA, 1299 nt
Organism: Phyllopteryx taeniolatus (common seadragon)
Lineage: Eukaryota; Metazoa; Chordata; Actinopteri; Syngnathiformes; Syngnathidae
Gene: grhpra
Product: glyoxylate reductase/hydroxypyruvate reductase a
Exons: 10
Coding region: 171-1157 (328 amino acids)
Cellular component (GO): cytosol
Molecular function (GO): glyoxylate reductase (NADPH) activity; NAD binding; hydroxypyruvate reductase [NAD(P)H] activity
Source: RefSeq, a predicted model, not a curated record
GUAGUCAUGCGCACAUUACGUACGUAAACGACCAUGUGGAAUGUCCAGGGCUACGCAAGAAAUACUGCCGUAUGGAAUGCUACAAAUACCAACGAACACGUUUACAAAAUAUGAAAUGCGAUAAAUAAUAAACAUGAACGGGGACUUAAUUCACAUUCUGGUUGAGUCGGAUGAAAGCAGUUGAGAAACUUAUGAAGGUCUUCGUGACGCGGCAGAUCCCACCCGAGGGGAUGAAGAUCCUGUCAACGUCUGGAGUGUGUGAAGUGUGUCUUUGGGACUCAGACGACCCUGUGCCACGAGCAGAGCUUCUCAAAGGUGUGCAGGGGGCCCACGGUCUCCUGUGUCUGCUGUCAGAUCAAAUCGAUGCUGAGGUUGUACAUGCUGCAGGACCCAACCUGAAAGUAAUCAGCACUUUUUCCGUGGGAUAUGACCACUUGGCCCUUGAUGAAAUCAAGAAACGUGGCAUACGGAUCGGCUACACUCCCGACGUCCUGACUGACGCCACUGCUGAACUGACUGUUGCUCUUCUGCUGGCCACAGCUCGCAGACUACCUGAGGCAGUGGAGGAAGUGAAAAAUGGUGGCUGGAGUUCCUGGACACCACUCUGGAUGUGUGGAUACGGUCUUUCAGGUAGCACCGUUGGCGUCAUUGGACUGGGACGCAUCGGGAUGGCCAUUGCUCGGCGCCUCAUGCCAUUUGGAGUGAAACGGCUGCUCUACUCUGGGAGAACAGCCAAAGCUGAAGCUGCUGAGCUCAAUGGAGAGUUUGUUCCUCUGGACACACUUGUGACUGAGAGUGACUUCAUUGUUGUUUCGUGCUCGCUGACCCCAGAGACCCAGGGCCUGUGUAAUAAGGCCUUCUUCAGCAAGAUGAAGAACACUGCUGUCUUCAUCAACACAAGCAGGGGGUCUGUAGUGAAUCAGGAGGAUCUGUACGAUGCUCUGACCAGUGGACAAAUUGCCGCAGCUGGCCUGGAUGUAACAACACCUGAGCCACUACCGACAAACCACCCGCUUCUUACACUCAAAAACUGUGUGGUUUCGCCGCACAUCGGCAGCGCCACCUACUCCACAAGAGGCGUCAUGGCUUCCUUGGCAGCCCGAAACCUGCUGGGGGGUUUACAGGGCACAGAAAUGCCCAGUGAACUCACCUUCUAGAACCUGAAACGGACCGGCCUGAUGCCUUUCAGCUUCUCUGGUGCUUGGACGACACAGUGAAUACAUAUGACAUAAAUGUUGCAACCAGAGUAAAGAGAAACUGAAUUGCACUCUUUUGGAAAUAAAAUUUCUUUGUGUAUGA